Messenger RNA from Cetraspora pellucida, 1878 nucleotides. Lineage: Eukaryota; Fungi; Glomeromycota; Glomeromycetes; Diversisporales; Gigasporaceae. The record is from the annotation of a GenBank genome assembly.
AUGAAGAAUAAAAUUAAAGAAGAAUUACAAGAUCCCAAAAUGACAGAAGACAAUGUGAAGCAUGAGUUUAUUCAAAAAGAGAUGAAAGAAACGAAUUCAAACGUUAAUACCAAAAUGACAACCACGUCUAAAAAACGAACAAACAGUUCUGAUGAAAGUCUUGAAAAAGACAUAAAGCGGAAGCCGAUCAAAGCUCGAAGAAACUCGCGAAAUGAAUCGCCUGUGUCUUUACGUGAACGUUCACCAUAUCUAAAAGAUUUGCAUUGGUAUAUUGAUACAUUUCAUACAGCUAGAAGAGAACGCCGACGAAAAAAGGGUAAGCUUAGAGGAACGAAAGCUCAAAAGGUGAUUGCGAAAAACAUUUCUGAAGUUUUCUUUGAUCCAAAGUACUGGAAAAUCGUUGAUGUCAAAGAUAAGGGUUGGUUGUUCAUAGAGGAUUUUUACCCUAGUAUAAAGCUUAUCAUUAAUGACAUAGUGACAUUUGACAUACCAUCUUUUUAUUCUAAGGGAAGGAAUGAGAUAAAAAAUGUAGUUACUCUCAUGGUCCCAGGAUUUGAUCCUGGAAUGUUUGGUAUGUCGGCUGAAUUGGCCAUUAAGAUUAACAGACCAAUCGAAAUUUCACAACUCUUAGAAAGAGGAUUAUACGGAGAUCAAACGCAAAAUGUGCAUGAGGUACUUCCGAUGCUUUCUCAAGUAUUCUCACAUGCAUGUGUUACACAAGCUCCUGGUGAAAACGGGAGACUACACUCUUCUUUUUUCAGUUUGAUGUCCUGUUAUAUACCUGAAGGUAUGAAUUCUCACCCAGUAAAUCUAAUUCAACAAAGAAUUUUAAAAUGCCUAUUAACCCAUGAGCAAAUGAGAGAUAAUUGCUAUCCGAUUCCCUCAUACAUUGAUAAAGAUAGUAAAUCUUUGCCUCCUGGUUGGAUCGAGAUUAGUUAUCCAGAAUACCGACCUCCUUCUCAAGAACAAUAUUUGGACGGAAGUGUUGAAUUAAAGAUUCUGGCUAUUGAUUGUGAAAUGUGUAUUACGGCAGAUGGUCCAGCCCUAACUCGUGUAUCGAUAGUUGAUGACAAACUUAAGGAAAUAUUGCGUGAUGUUACCGUUACCAUCAAAGACGUUCAAAUUCAGAUUAGUGAGUUGGUCGACAAGCAUACCGUUUUGGUGGGACAUUCUCUUGAAUGUGACUUGAAAGCAUUACGGUUUGCACAUCCAUUUAUAAUUGACACGUCAAUUCUUUAUUCCGACCCCCGCAAUUCGUACAAACCAAAGCUGAAAAAUCUUGCAAAAAUGUGGCUUGAUAGAAAUAUCCAAUCUAAAGGAUCUCGUGGACAUGAUUCUAUUGAAGACGCUAUGACUUGUAUUGAUCUCCUAAAAAUGAAAUUAAAUCUAGGUCUAGACUUUGAUAAAACUCAUGAAUCCAUUUUUGAACGUAUAUCUCGUAUGACUAACAGUACGACUGCAGUCGUUGAUCGUGAAGCUAAAACUAAUUUAUAUGUAGAUGGAGCUAAAAAGGUUGUAACAUGCAAAACUGAUGAUGAAGUGUUGGAUGCCCUAACAGGAAUAAUAAGCAACGACCAAAAAAAAUUGUAUAACUUUGUAUUUGGACGAUUUCUCGACCUUAAAGCUCUUCCUGAUGACAUGUAUGGGCGAAUUAAUCUUGUGAAAAAACUUGAUGAAAGAAUCAAUAAGAUAUACGAUAAACUUCCAGCUAGAACAAUGUUUAUAAUUACUAGCGGUGGGGGUGAUUCUAAGGAGUGGUUAACGCUUAAAAGUAAAAGGCAAGAACAAUUUAGUGAUUGGACAAAACAUAAUGAACAAGAACUUCAAAAUGCUUAUAUUAAAGCUAAAAUUGGAUUUAGUUUCUUUAGGCUAAAAUAA